AUGGCAUCAACAACUAUCACCCCACUUUCUCUAUCUUCUUCCACCCUCAUUGAUACCAAAGCGGCUACUCGUCACUCUGCAGCCGCAUCCUCACAAUGGGUAGCAUUGCCGACCCUCCCUCCAACGCCCAUUCAGUCCCAAAGUCGUGCUGCCAAGACCACUGCCUACAGUCGAAAGAUUGCCCGCAAUGUUAUGGCAAUGGCAACUGGGGAGGCACCAGCUGAAGUUGUUGCAACCACUGAGCUUCCAGAUAUUGCUAAAACAAUUCAAGAAGCUUGGGAUAAAGUCGAAGAUAAGUACGCUGUGACUUCUCUGGCAGUGGCUGGAUGCAUUGCCUUGUGGACCUUUUCUGGAAUGAUCUCAGCUAUUGACAGGCUUCCACUGGUACCUGUUGUUCUUGAGCUAGUGGGAAUAGGAUAUACUGGUUGGUUUGCAUACAAGAACCUGGUUUCCAAAACAAACAGGGAUGUCAUGAUACAGAAAAUUAAAAACACAUACGGGGAAAUUAUUGGAACCAGCUGA
This is a messenger RNA of Fraxinus pennsylvanica, 522 nucleotides long. NCBI's taxonomy places the organism in Eukaryota, Viridiplantae, Streptophyta, Magnoliopsida, Lamiales, Oleaceae. The record is from the annotation of a GenBank genome assembly.